This is a messenger RNA of Guillardia theta CCMP2712, 1351 nucleotides long. RefSeq lists its product as hypothetical. The coding region runs from base 75 to 1196 and encodes 373 amino acids. The record is from RefSeq and is a predicted model, not a curated record. Gene Ontology annotation, cellular component: cytoplasm. Lineage: Eukaryota; Cryptophyceae; Pyrenomonadales; Geminigeraceae. The transcript is spliced from 12 exons.
AUCUGCUACAAAUAGACUUUUCCGUCCUUCUCCUCCUUUUAUGGGGUUUUCAACAUGUAACAGCAAGGCAGACAAUGAAUUUCUUGAAUCGUUUGACUGGAAACACUGACGAGGCCAAUGACAAGGAAGUGGGUGUCGGUGGAUGGCUAGCGUCAAUCAAAGAGAAAAGCAAAGACCUCAUGGAAGUAUACAAGCGAGACAUUGGUGAGUUUGCAUCAGUUGUUUCCAAAGAUACAACCGAAGCAGUUGCGAAAACACGCGGCACUAUCGAGAAAAGUCUGGCCAACAAAACAAGUGGAAGUGAUCACAAAGCUAAGCAGCUUCCAAAGUCCAGACAAAGUGAUUGUAGCAAGAGCAAUCGGGUUAACCCGAAGCUUAUCUCAUUACAAAAUACAAAAGAAACAUUCACAAACGAUCCAGCCGACCAUGACGCCUUUGCCUGCUUCCUCGAGGGGUUUGAUGCAUCAAAGCUCUCCAUGGAGAUCAGCGACCUUCUACAGGAUGUGGAGUCUGUACGCUCAUAUCACGAUGAGCUAGUUCCGGAAAUAGUCACGUACAAGCUGUUCUGGGCCCGUUACUUCUUCGGUGCGAAGUCAAUUGCGGAUGAAGAAGCUCGCAAGCACAAGUUUCUCACGGCAGCCCAGCUGUUUGACGAUGAAGACUUCAAGUGGGAUGAGGAUGAAACAGCAUCCCUCCCUUCAAAUCAAGCCGGAUUCCCAGCAAGCAAAUCUGAAAGCAAAGAUAGCAAGGAAGACCAAGUGGAGGUCCCGGAGACGGAUCCAGUAGAACGGGAUGUGCAUUGCGAGGACCAAGCCCCAAAAUCGAAACAAACAGAUGCUGGAGAUGCAGAGACAUCUCUUUUUACAUCCGAGCCUAUUUCGAAAUCUGAGGAGAAUUUUGGAGACGAUAAAACUGAUGAAAGAUUUGAGAGUGACUCUGAAACGCAAAAAGGGAACGAGAAGGACAUGGGCGACACCACUGAAGGAAGUCAGGAUGUCAAGGAUGAUUUGCCAUCCGCUCUGCUGGGCAAGUCAACGUCUACAUGCAUAGACGGGACUUGCUCUGCAAAUGGAUCGGAUGAAUCGUCGGGUUCUACUGUCUUCGUCAGUCACGAGGAGGUCAAAAGGGAAAAAGCAGAGGUGCAGGAGUCAGCUGAGAAGGACGAGAAAGAUGAUGACUGGGCCGAUUGGGAGUGAAGAGAACAACACAUGUCAGUGUAGCUGGUGAUGCCAGUCCACUUUGAUCGUGACAAGAAGUAAAGAGAGUUCUUCAUCCAUUGCACACACGUUAAAGGAUGAUAUGAACCGAAUAUACUUAUGGCUUAUCGAUGAUCAUCGAGGCCACAGAUGCG